AUGGUUGAUAAAGUUGAUUAUUCCCAAUGGUCUAAAGAGGAACUAGUUGCCAAAGUGUUGGAGUUGGAGAGACAAGUUGUCAAGCCAAAAGAACCUAAGAAAUUGAAAAGACAAAACCCAUUUGAUUUCAGUAAAUACAACACCAGGUUCAUUGCCCUAAAGUUUUCAUAUUUGGGGUGGAAUUACAAUGGAUUAGCUAUACAGAAGGAACCUACGCCGUUGCCUACAGUGGAAGGUACGAUACUUGAGGCCAUGAACAAGUGUAAACUAGUUCCAUCAAUGAAUCCUAAUGAAUUCAAAUUUAGUAGGUGUGGGAGAACUGAUAAAGGUGUUAGUGCCUUGAAUCAAGUGAUUUCAUUAAAUGUUAGAUCAAAUUUAUCACCAGAGGAGCAAAUAGAUCCGAUCAAUGAUUCUAAAGAGAUUGAUUAUUUGAACAUCUUGAACAAUAUUUUACCAGCAGAUAUCAAGAUUCAUGCAGUUUCAUUAAGACCACCAAAGAACUUUGAUGCAAGAUUCAGUUGUAAUUCACGUCAUUAUAAAUAUAUUUUCCAUAAAAGAGGGUUAAAUUUGGAAUUAAUGUCUCAAGCUGCCCAAUUAUAUGAAGGUGCCCAUGAUUUUAGAAAUUUUUGUAAAUUAGAUGGUUCAAAACAGAUAACUAAUUAUGAAAGAACAAUUAUCCGCUCACAAAUAAUACCUAUAAAUGAUGAGUUCAUGUGUUUUGACUUGGAAGGAUCAGCGUUUUUAUGGCAUCAAGUUAGAAAUAUGAUUGCAAUUUUAUUUCUUGUGGGACAAGAAUUAGAAUCACCUCAAGUUGUAUUAGACUUGAUGGAUAUCAACAAGACACCAACUAGACCAUUGUUUGAUAUGGGAUCAGAUAUCCCCUUAAUCUUGUAUGAUUGUAAGUUCCCACCAAUUGAAUGGAAACAACCUCCAGUUUGUGUCAAGGCGGAAAAGACCGUGACUAGUACUUACUCAACAUGGGUUCAAACACAAAUUAAAUCACAAGUUGCAAGAUAUAUGUAUGAAUUGUUUCAUGAUAAUCUAGACGUUGAUGAGUUUGAUAAAGAGAUGAAGAGAACUAGAGUUAAUUUAGGUGAUGGUAAGGGGAAAAUCAGUGCUGAUUAUAUCCCAUUAAGUAAAAGGGAAAGACAAGAAGGUUAUGAAGUGAUUAAUGAGAGAUGGACAAAGAAGCGUAAAUUAGAUAAAUAG
This is a messenger RNA of Hansenula anomala, 1209 nucleotides long. RefSeq names its product pseudouridine synthase DEG1 (gene DEG1). Gene Ontology annotation, biological process: tRNA pseudouridine synthesis; mRNA pseudouridine synthesis. The transcript has a single exon. Gene Ontology annotation, cellular component: nucleus; cytoplasm. Gene Ontology annotation, molecular function: RNA binding; pseudouridine synthase activity. The coding region runs from base 1 to 1209 and encodes 402 amino acids. Lineage: Eukaryota; Fungi; Ascomycota; Saccharomycetes; Phaffomycetales; Wickerhamomycetaceae. The record is from RefSeq and is a predicted model, not a curated record.